AUGGACUCGCUCAGACGGUUUCAGGAUGACGGGUAUAAAAACUGGAUUAAAACGACCAUGGGUCUGAAUUGUCUUAAAACGCGACUUGGAGGUUUCCUGGAAAACGAAACCGAAACUUACCACUGUGAACUCCGAAAAAAAGUAAACAUUAAAUUAAAUGGCGCUAUGGGGAACCCAAUGUGUAACCAGGUGAAUAAAAAUGAUAUCUGCCGGAGUUACAAUGUAAUAUGAUUUAAAUAAUAGUAAUAACCAUUGGCUCACUGUAGCGUGGAUGUCACUGCAUGCUUGUUACUUGUUGUCACUUACAAAAGACAUAUAACAGAAACUUGACACUUCCAAACCGAACAAAAAUAGACACUUCCUGUUGCAAUUUCCUUUUAUUUCUUAAAAGGUCACUUUUAGAAUGAUUAUAACCCUAAAUAAAUAACAAAACUCUUAAUCUAGAUUCCUAAAGUGUGUAAAGAAGAAGUGUGUGAGCAAUGGAAAGUUGCGAUCUUGGCUAACCAUAAAGGCGGACCGGUGUACUGGAAUAACUCCAACCCGUACCUGUGGCCUACAAAGAAAUGGGAGGUGGCCAAGGUAAAGCAAUGAGUAACGGUCUGGCUGUACAUAUCAUGUGUUUUACAUAUUGUAAUGAUCCUGCAGUUAGUAGUUGGUACAUUAUUGUAGUUUGUGUGUGUGUGUUUUGUGUGUUUGAAUAGGUCCACAUGAACGGUGGAAACGGGAAGCACACCACAGUGGAGGAGUUUGACAUCUCUGCAUUCCUCAACCUCAUGUCCCAUUGCCUCCACUUUCGCAAAUUUGCCAAACCCAAUCUUUUCACACCGGUAAACAUUCUCACACGCAUGCAUGCACACAUACAUACACACAUUCACACAUGUGCAUGCUUACCUGUGUGGGCUUGCAUGUGUGUGUGUGCAGGUGACCAACGUGAGGAACAAGGUGAUGCACUCGGCUGACUUCCGGGUGGAGAGGAAGAAUUUAGAAUUGUACCUGGGCCGAAUCAAAGAGCUUGGCCGGGCUCUGGAAACACACUCCCCCGAAUUGAGGGAGCUGGCAGAGGAGAUCGAACAGGUGUGUAUGUUUGUGUGUGUGUUUGUGCUAGUAAAUCCACACUCAACUUUUCACAUUAGCAAUCUGACCAGUAAGAUAUCUUGUCAACUAUUCAUUAUCUUUUCACUAUAUUUUCCCCAGCUCCAGAAUACAGACUUCAGUUUUAUUGUGAACCAGUUUGGUAAAAAUAGGGCGGAGGGCAAAGCGGCGGGCAAUGCGGCGGAUGAGGGCAAGAUAUUCGAGGACAUGCAGAAGCUCCAGAAGUUUCUGAGUCUGGAACAACAGAUACUAAAGGAAAAGAUGGAGUGUCUGACCCAACGCUAUGAAGAGGACAGAGAGACAGCCCUUACUGUAAGACACACACGCACACACUGUAAGUCCCCUCACACACACACACACACACACACAGACACACACACACACACAACCUCACUGUAAGACACCUCAAAUGUGUGUGUUUGUGUGUACCUCAAGGUGGACGAGCUGCAGUGUGUGAGGGUGUUUCUGGAGGGGAACAAGGACCUGCAGGAGAGCCUGGGACCACAGUGGGAGAAACUGAGAGAGGUGCAGGAAAAAGUGGACUUGCUCAACAACAGAGUGGACACACUGGAGAGGAAUACACACACACACGGUGAGAGAGGGAGAGGAACAUAGAGAGAGAGAUGGAUCCAACACCACUCAGGGCAUUGGUUUUCCAGACAGAGAGAGUCUGACUGACUGACUGUCUGACUGUCUGACUGAAGAGAGAGUUACUGAGGGAUCCAGCCCUACUCAGGGCAUUGGUUUUCCAGACAGAGAGACAGAGAGAGUCUGACUGAUUGUCUGUCUGACUGACUGACUGAAUAGAGAGUUACUGAGGAUCAAGCCCUACUCAGGGCAUUGGUUUUCCAGACAGAGACAGAGAGAGUCUGACUGACUGACUGACUGACUGAAGAGAGAGAUACUGAGGGAUCCAGCCCUACUCAUGCAGCUGUGUGUUGUGUGUUUUCCAGAUCCUGAGUUCGCUACUGAAGUCCUCAGAUAUAAGAACCAUCUGUAUGAGGAGGCCAACAUGCAGGGCUGGCGUCCGCCCGUCUUCUCAGAGAUAAAGGAAGGCCUCGGUAAGUCAGAACCUUAACCCUAGCCCUGGGCCUGGAGUUUUUCCCCCAAAAAGACUGUAGCCCAUAACUGUCAUCCAGAUUUUUCCUGGCUAGCCUAGGUUAUAUAGUCAGGAGAAACUCCUGGCUCUUAUCCAAAUCUGUGGUGUAAUUAACAGAUGUCUAAUGGCUGUUUUAUUAUAUAAUGUGUAAUAUCUUUAUAAUAUCAUCAAACGGCUCUAUCAAAACUCGUUAAUUGGAAAUAAAUGCUCUAUUGUUAUUAUUAUUAUUAUUAUGUGAAAACGUUGGAGAUGCAUGCAGCUGUGUCUCUCCGAAGACUGACCCUCUGACUUUUCUCAAAUUGGGCAUGUCCAGGUUUCAGGGGUUGUGUGAAGGUUAGAGGUCUGACGUUUGAAGGUACUAAGGUGUGCGGAAAUUUGAAGGCCUCUCACCAGGAAGUGGCUAAAUUGGCCCUGCAGCACCUGAGCCAGCUAGCCAGUGACAGCGCUAGUCUGAGUGAGCUAGCCAAUGACACAGAGGAGGGAGAGGUAGCCAGUAGCCAGACGGACCAACCACAAAGCCUCUCAUGCACAGGUACUGUAUUCCUCAGUAAAUCCAAUUUAUAGUACAGUAUCUGUUAUAAGAUCAUGUCAUCAUAUUAGCAUGUUUCUCAAACAACCAAUAGUCCUAAGUCAGUGAGCUGCUAUUUGUGUCUGAUUGGUUCCUCUCUACCAUGUGACUCUGUCUUCAGGCCCCAUGUUCUUUGGUUGUGUCACCGUGGUCCUUAAAACUGACGUCACCUCUGGAGAGAGGCAUUCUGGGAAGACAGAGGCUGUUGAGUUUGCCUACAAGAAACUAGCUCUCCUGUUGGAUCUACCAGAAUCAGGUUAAAGAGCCCACCACCAUACAGUAAUGUACAUCUACCUUUACUGUUUUUCCCCCCCAUGUCCAUCAAAAUGCUUGUUGUCAUGGAAACUCUUUUCUUCUUUUGUACCUCAGCUUCACCCUAUAAGGAUGUGGUCCUGGAGCACUGUCAUACGCAGGAUGUCCCGCCCCCAGAGGAGGCCCUCCAAUCUGAUGCCGAGCGGAGGAGCUACCACUGCACCCUCCGAUUCACUGGACCAAUCACCUUCUAUGCCCCAGGUAACGCCACAUUCAGUAGAGGGCCAAAUGGAUAAUUUACAAUGUUAUGUUUUAUGAUGUAUUGAAUGUAAAUAUACUGUGUGUAUGUCAUGUAUAUGUCAUGUAUAUAGAUAUGUAUUGUAUAAUGUUUAAAAUAUGACUGUUUCUGGUUGACUCCAGAGGGUUCCAGAAAAAAGAAACCGGUGCAGCAGCAGGCAGCUAAAGUGGCCCUCCAGCGGCUGUCCUGGGUCCUCGGCAGUAAGGAAGUGGUGGGAGGGAACUAUGUAAGCGCCCUUAAAGAGCUGCUGGAGGCCCAGACCCCACCUCUGGAGAUGCCUGAUUAUGACGUCACAGACAGAGGAGAGGGGGCGGGGGAGGUCACUGAGAGAGGAGGGGGAGUGGAGGAGAGUGAAGGGAUGACAAGUGAGAUUGAGAAAGGGGGGAUAGGGAAGAAGGAGAAAGGAGUGUGGCCAGACGAAGGUGAGGGCUGCCCUCACAUCCCACCAGCUCCCGUGAUACCUAGCUUGCAGCCCCCCGAAAGUCAGGUGGUCCCAGUGUCAGCCAUGGACACCUCAGUUACUAUGGACCCCAUGGAUACCAUGGUGACCAUGGACACCGUGGUUGCCAUUGAUACCACAGUCACUAUGAAUACCAUGGAGACCCAGGGAGGAGGAGCCUUAGAGUCAGACCCCCGCCAAGCCACGCCCACCCUCCCAGAGGAGCGCAGCGUCUUUUCAGGUACACAUUCAAACUCGCAUAGCUUUAUUGUUCAUUUCAUGUAAACGGACAGCUUUGUACCUAGAGAAAAAUAUGUUCAAGAAUAAGACAACAGUGAACACUGUUGAAAGAACACAAAGAAAGAAGUGUAUGAAAAAGUGUAAGGUCCCUUCAUCUGUCCUACCUUUUUCAGACAGCCGGCGGUUCUUUGCGUGUGUGACGGUAUAUGUGCAGAAGGACCUCAUCCCACAGGAGGCGUCUACGCAAGAGGGAGCGCUACAGGCAGCCUACUGCAGCCUGCUCCAGGGCCUGUCUCUGGAGCUUCCACCUACAGCAGGUACACUACACACCUUACAUGGGGGACAACUUCAGGUAGACUGACCUUAGAUCAGUACGGGGACAACUUCAUCUUACUUCGUUGGUUAGUGGAUGUUGCUGUGACUCAACUCGUUGCUACCCUUUCAGGCAGUGAAAGGCAGAGCGUGUUGGAGUUCUUCAGACUGGCAGAGUCUGACCCACCAGUGGAGGACUGUGUAACAACAGCAGAGGGAAAGCACAGGUGCACUCUGGGAAUCGUAGGCGAGCUCACGUUCCACAGCCCAGGUGACUUUGUUUAUAUAAAACACUUUAUAUUUCAUUACAAUGGCACAAUUGAUGAGAUGUAGACAUUGGUUAUGAAGGGUAGUUGCAGUUUUUCCAGGACAUUAAAUUAUGUCUCACACUCACAUGUAACCAGUGGUGUAGUGGAUGGUAAACGCUGUUUACCCAUCUUUUGCGCCAAAAUGCAUUGAAACUAAAGGGAGCGUUACUUUACUCUCCUCGUUACUUUACUCACCCCCCCUCUCUCUCUCGCUCUCUCAGAGGCGGCCCCUAAAAAGCAGCAGGCAGAGCAUUGGGCAGCUAAGGAGGCCCUGAGGCGCCUGAGUGGAAUCCUGAGUGGGGUUGUGGGCAGCAGCGGAGCGGGUCUGAACUACAAGGGGAACCUCCAGGAGCUGCUGGUCAAGCAUGGAGGAGGAGCUAAACCAGAGUACAAGAACAGUACUGGAGCAGGUUAGUCUGGACCUCUUUCUCUCUCUGUUUUUCUCUCUCUGUUUCUCUCUCUCUUUCCUCUCUCUCACUCUCUCCAUUUCUCUCUCUGUUUCUUUACUGUCUCUGUCCCUCUGUCAUGAUCUCUGUCCCUUUCUCCCCACAGUUGCAGGUCAGGUGACAGGGGAAACUUCUGACUAUACUCUACAGGCUGACAAGUUAUCAGUUAGUGUUGCUGUUGCCAUGGAGACAACACCUGAAGAUUCGGGCCCGCCUCCCCCCAAGAGAUCGGCAGAGAUGAAGUCUGGGGGAGAGACGGAAGGUGACUCUCCUUUCAAUGUGCUUCUAUUCUGAGCUACCCUCAUUCUGAAUUAUCCUAAAACUUGAUGUCAAUAGUAAACUGUAGGUAUGUGUGUUUCAGAAAUCCGCCGGUGUCUAGUGCGGUGGGAUCUGCAGCCCCCGUGUGUGGUGUGUGAGGAUGUGUCUGUGGAGCAGUGGUGUGAGUGGAGGGUGGAGGUCCGACUAGACCGCUAUACCUUCCACAACCAGACCCUGUUCAGCUCUAAGAAAGAGGCAAUCCGUCGGUCCUACCACAGUCUGGGCACCACAGGGGAGAUCUGUCAGCCUGGUACUGGUGAGCAAUCAAUUAAAUUACAUUUGACAUAUGUAUAAAGCUUCUCAUAAAUACAGAUGAGCUGAGCCACUAAUCAUUAUUUCACAUUCUAAAAACUACUCCUUAGUGACUGUGGUUACACUACACUUGGACUUUCAGUCAAAACAGACAAAAUAAUAUCGAUCUCAGCGUCCUCUUUCUCCUCCCUCUAUCCUCGCUCCCCCUUUCCUCCCCUCCUCAUGUCUCCUUUCUCUCCAUCCCUCCCUCUCUCUCCCCCUCUUUCUCCCCAUCUACUCUCUUCCCCAUCCCGCUCUCUGUAGAUGAGAGUCAGUCCAUGGGGAAGGUGAAGCAGUUUUUCCUGCAGCGGUCAUUCCCAUUGCCUGUAGAGGAUGUAAAGGAACAGGAGAAGGGCAGGUUCUGCUGCACUCUCAAACACAUCACCUGUGUCUUCACCUACAGUGGCCAGGGUAACACCACGAAAAGUUGGAAUGGAUUUAUUUAUCAUGUAUGAGAGGGGCACAUGAUAACGUUAGUAAAUGAAAUGAGUGUAUUGAAUGAAUGAAUGAAUGAACUGAAUGUAUCACAUUGCUAAAGGCAGAUUUCAUUGACAGGUUCCAGUGAGGCUGCAGCCCGUCAGUCAGCCUGCCAGAGGGCGCUGUCUCAACUGGCUCCUUUUAUUGGCAACUGUGGUCCUGUGGCCCCAACCGGCAGCACUGAGAAGGCGGUUCAAAGGCUCCAGAUUCUGUUGGAAGGGGCAGGCCUUACAUCUGCUAACUCCGCCCUUACAGGAACUCAGUACAGAAGCUCCAUCCAGCUGAGGUUCUCUGGGUAACGACUGAUUUAUAGAGCUCUCAUUUCUAAAUGUCAGGGAAUUUAAAGUUAAAGGGAUAGUCUACUCUUAAGUGGUUUAAAACAUUUUUUCAACCACUUAACUUGUGUUGUAUUUUGAAUUAACUAUUCCUUUAAGGUGCUGAUGACAUACAAAAAGCCUUGAAUUCACUGUUAGUUGGCAGAGAUGUUCCUUAAAGCUGAUGUGAUUGACAGUUAUAGUAUGGAGACUCGAGGUCAGGGGAAUAAGAAAACCAUUAGAGCCCAACUCAUCCAACGCUUACUGGGUCUACUGGGGGAGGAUGAGAUGGGUCAGUACCACACACACACACACACACACACUGUUAUUAGGGCCAGAGAUAGCUCAGUCGCACAGGGUUCACCUUGUUUAAUACUGACACACACACAUAAUGUCCACUUCACUACGCACAAACACACACUCACGAUACAGUAUUGUGAAUCCCUCCACAGACUCCAGCAGAGGUACCUCAGUGAGGAACGUUCUAGAUGAGUGGUUUGUGAAGAGAGGUCUGGAGAAACCUGGGUUUGAGGAAAACACGUCUGGGACCAAAGUCACCUUCUCCACCCCUCUACUCUGCUCCUACACAGGCAGGCCUCUGAAACUCCCAUACACACACAAAUGCAAACGCACACACACACACACACAGUCAGGUUAUUUUCUGAUUGGCUGUUCUCUCUGUCUCUCCGAAGAUUGGCAGGCCAGCAAGGAGAAAUCUCAGAAGAGAUUGGUCGAAGAAUUGCAGAGGCGGGUCAAAUACCUGUAUGAUGGAAGCACCAACUGAGAGCCCAAAGAUUGUUUACUUACACUUGGCUCCUGCAUGUAACGACAACAUGUCCUCCAUUUCCCAGCCUGGAUAUAUCUCCUCCCAAGUUUUCCUCUCUUCUCCUCUCUGGGUUUCAUCUGGCCUGUGGUGUUAGUGGUAGAUGUGUCUGUCUGUAUUAGUAUGGUUGUUUUUACCGCAGGGUUUGGUCCUGAUAUUAAAUUAUCUUACUUUUAGCAGCUCAUUGCUGUUUAAUUUUACUCUAUGAAGUUUUUGCACAGUCUAACAUAAUGAAUGCACUUACAUUUUAGCCAUUUAGUCAUUGUACUGGUCCCCCGUGGGACCUCAAACUCACCCCAGGUAUCCUCUUUUUCAAACAUGUAAUAAUGACCAAAGUACUUAAGCUCUAAAUAAAAAGGCUUCUCUCUGAUCAUGAAAAUACCCUCCACUACCUUGUAUGAUGUUCAAUACUUGUCUAUCUUAUCUGUCUCUCGAAGUGUCUUACUGGUGUAACCAUGGGGAUCACUGGUGUAACCAUGUGGAUCACUGGUGUAACCAUGGGGUAAUGGGGAUCACUGGUGUAACCAUGGGGUAAUGGGGAUCACUCGUGUACCAUGGGGUAAUGGGGAUACCUGGUGUAACCAUGGGAUAAUGGGGAUCACUGGUGUAACCAUGGGGGUAAUGGGGAUCACUGGUGUAACCAUGGGGUAAUGUGGAUCACUGGUGUAACCAUGGGGGUAAUGGGGAUCACUAGUAUAAACCAUGCAGUCACUGGUGGAACUAUGCAGUCACUGGGGUAACCAUACCGUCACUGGUGUAAAUCUAGGAUCACUGCUCUUAGUCUUUUGUAUGGUUGGCUAAGAGUGUGAGUAAUGUUGGGAGAAAAGUAUGGAAUCCUGGAGCGGGUUGGUUGGUUCAUUCUACACCAGCAUGUUGAAAGGUUUAUUUUAGCCCAAAUAUAGGUGCUCUGUCAUUGGUCUCAACAUCUUGUGA
Coregonus sp. 'balchen' is the source of this 8210-nucleotide messenger RNA. The record is from the annotation of a GenBank genome assembly. Lineage: Eukaryota; Metazoa; Chordata; Actinopteri; Salmoniformes; Salmonidae.